This is a messenger RNA of Nematostella vectensis (starlet sea anemone), 2855 nucleotides long. RefSeq names its product vitamin K-dependent gamma-carboxylase. The record is from RefSeq and is a predicted model, not a curated record. The transcript has 10 exons. Gene Ontology annotation, molecular function: vitamin binding; gamma-glutamyl carboxylase activity. Bases 504 to 2666 code for a protein of 720 amino acids. Gene Ontology annotation, biological process: peptidyl-glutamic acid carboxylation. Lineage: Eukaryota; Metazoa; Cnidaria; Anthozoa; Actiniaria; Edwardsiidae.
GGACUAAUAUACACAAAGUUUUUUAGCACGGAUUUUCACUGUUUUCAUCUAUUCAUGUUUAUGUGUCUUUGAACAGCUGGGGAUCGCUUUUAUAAAACUAAUCUGGUACAAUGAAAAAGCUUUUUGAAACACCGAACGUGCAAUUAAGCACACAUAUUAGUUGUGUCUAAUGCGAUGCCCUUUAGCGGCGAUAAUAGCAGGAAGCCGGCUCACAGGAACAAACACAUAUCGGGUUUGACUCUGGGAUUGUCCAAUCGAACAAAGACAGAUUGACUACGGUUGAAAUGUUAAAACAGAGGAUGUCCUUUUGUUGAGUACAGAGCUCCUGGAACGGCUCAGCUGACGUGGAUUUGGCGCAAACACAAAGAAUCUAUACUCCAUUCUUGAUCAACUCUGGUCAUUUCAUUUCGACGUUUGAUCGUUCCUUCGAUCUCAAGUCAAAGUUAGUUUUUAUUACAAGAGAUUCUAACAAAGGGAAUCUUCUUUUGAGGCCAAUACUACAUAUGACUUACACAAUGAAGAAUGCUGCACCAGAAAAAGGCAUCUUGUCUCGGAUACAAGAGUACCUUUUGACACCAUGUGAUCCAUCAAACCUAGCCAUACUCAGAAUUCUGUUUGGUCUUUUCAUGGUUAUUGACAUCCCACAGGAACGUGGUUUAUCAAGCCUGCACUCACGAUGGGAGGAGGGCAUGUGUUACUUUCCUCUAUUCAAUGUCCUCCAACCCCUUUCUGUGGAUUGGAUGCACAUUGUUUACCUAGUUAUGCUGGCUGGAGCAUCAGGGAUAUUUCUAGGCUUCAUGUUUCGAAUAAGCUGCAUAUUAUUUAUCAUUCCCUACUGGUAUGUCUUCUGGCUGGACAAGGGCGUGUGGAAUAAUCACUCCUAUCUUUAUGGAUUGUUUUCUAUCAUGCUGUUAAUGACAGACUCCAACAGAUACUGGUCACUUGAUGGAUUGAUCAACCCUAAAAUACGAAAUGCAGAAAUACCAAAGUGGAACUACUUUUUGUUCCGAUUCCAGGUCUUUCUGGUUUAUUUUUAUGCUGGUAUUAAGAAGCUAGACCAAGACUGGAUGACUGGUUAUUCCAUGACAGGACUCUCCAAGGAGUGGGUAUUUGAUCCAUUCCGAGCUUUCCUGUCAGAUGAAACCAUAGACCUUGUGCUUGUCCACAUUUGUGGCUUAUGCUUUGAUCUGUUUGUUGGUUUCUUUCUGCUUUUUGACAAAACACGACCUAUUGGUAUCCUAUUUGCCUUGGCAUUCAAUGGAAUGAAUUCUCAGAUGUUUCAUAUUGGAAUGUUCUCCUACACGAUGAUGGCAACUCUUCCACUCUUCUGCUCUCCAUCUUGGCCGAAGAAACUGUUUUCUAGAAUGCCAUCCUGGCUAACUUUUAUUUUACCCACAACUGAUGCUGCACAACAAAGCCAUCACUGCUUGUAUGAGGCAGCAGUUGCAACCUCUCAGGAGAAAAAUACAAAGAAAGACAAGCAAGUGAAUUCAAAACAGGCUUCAUUGCAGCAGCUAUUAAUGCUGACUGUCUUUGCCUGUUAUGUGGCAGCCCAACUGUUUCUACCAUAUUCACAUUUCAUUACUAAGGGGUACAAUGGCUGGACACAAGGCCUUUAUGGGUACUCUUGGGACAUGAUGGUACAUUCCUGGAGCACUCAGCAUGUGCGGAUCAAGGUGGUUGAUCAAGUGACUGGAAAAGAGAUCUUCAUUAAGCCAGGGGCAUUCAUUGGUGGUGGUAGGAGGAGGCAUUCCAGAUGGAACUCCCACCCCGACAUGAUCAAACAGUAUGUCGAUUGCCUUGCUGAGAAACUGAAAGCCCGAGAGGAUUUGGACAUCUCUGAACCAGCCAUUUACCUCGACAUAUGGAGAUCGAUGAACAGACGCUUCCAACAGCGUUUUGUUAAUCCAAACAUCGACAUUCUUCACGCCGAUUGGUCACCCUUUCAAAAGACCACGUGGGUACAGCCGCUUUUGAUGGAGUUGUCUCCAUGGCGAUCCAAAUUGAAAGAGAUAGAAAAAAAGCAGUCACAGUCGUCGCUUGGAAACUUCACGGAUGUCGUAUUCGUGGCGGAUUUUCCAGGUCUGAUGUUGGAGAACUUUAUGAGUGAAGAACUGAACACCACACUAACUGUGCUUGAGGGAAAGGUUGAGGUGGAGUUCGACGGUCGGAACCACACCCUAGAGCGUGACGGAGAGAUAACCGUCCCUUCCAAUGCCACCCACGUGGUAUACACCGUGUCCAAGACCCCAGCGUGCUGGAUGUACGUCUACGUGAACGUCACGCAACUCAACAAUGAGACCAUUAGAGACUGGAUAAUAAACCCAGAGAAAAACCCCGCUUACAAGCUUAAAGCAGAGUGGAAGAAUAUGAAUGUUGCGCAAAAAUUUAAAGUCUGGUCGUUCAACAAAUACAUGGAAUUUGCAACUUCCUUCUGGAAUUCGUAUUACGCCGUUGGUCACGUGGCGUUUGGAUUAAAGCACCCGGAUGAAGAAAUAAGCGGUGACACAGACCAGUUACCGCAAGGUGCUGCAGGCUUCGGUGAACAAACCGCUGACCCAGUAAUACCCGGUAGUGCAGACUCAGCACCACAAACCAAACAUGGAGUUGAGAGAGAUGAGAGGGGAAAACAGCGCCAACAAUUUGACAAAAAGACCGAGCUGUAAUAGAAAAACACAACAUAGGAUUUUGCUUUUUAAUUUUAUUAAAGUUAUUAUAUAUUAAGUUUAGGAAGAGUAAUAUAUAGCAAUGUAAAAAGAGCUUUUAUGCAAACCUGCAACCAGCCGCCCCUAUAUCAAGGAAAUAAAUCUACAGAAAUGUCUCACAAAUAAUUAUUAAAGAGAACGUAAAAUCGA